AUGACUAAAGGGGGAAUGGAGUCAGUCGAAGUGUUCACAUCUGAAGGCAAAGGCAGGGGUUUGAAAGCCCAGAAGGAAUUCUUGCCUGGGGAUGUCAUCUUUGCAGAGACAGCCUAUGCAGCCGUGGUUUUUGAUAGCCUGACACACCUCGUCUGUCACACCUGCUUCAAACGGCAGGAGAGGCUCCACCGCUGUGGCCAGUGCAAGUUUGCCUACUACUGUGACCGGACCUGCCAGAGAGCCGCCUGGCUGGACCACAAAAAUGAGUGCUCUGCCAUCAAGAAGCAUGGCAAGGCACCCACCGAAAACAUCAGGCUGGCUGCCCGCAUCAUGUGGAAGAUAGUGAGGGAAGGCAGUGGGCUCUCAGAGGGCUGCCUGGUCUCCAUCGAUGACCUGCAGAACCACGUGGACAGCUUCAGCGAGGAGGAGAAGAAGGAGCUCCAUGUUGAUGUGGAGAACUUCCUGGAGUUCUGGCCACCCCAGAGCCAGCAGUUUGGCAUGCAGUACAUCUCCCACAUAUUCGGAGUGAUCAACUGCAAUGGCUUUACCCUCAGUGACCAAAGAGGACUGCAGGCUGUUGGUGUGGGAAUCUUCCCCAACCUCUGCCAGGCCAACCAUGACUGCUGGCCCAACUGUACUGUCAUCUUCAACAAUGGCAAUCAUGAGGCUGUAAGAUCAAUGUUCCACACACAGAUGAGGAUCGAGCUGCGAGCUCUGAGCAAGAUUUCUCCAGGGGAUGAGCUGACUGUUUCCUACGUGGAUUUCCUCAACGUGAGCGAGGAGCGGCGGAAGCAGCUGAAGAAACAGUAUUACUUCGACUGCACCUGCGAGCACUGCAAGAAACAGAUCAAGGAUGAUCUGAUGCUGGCAGUGAAGGAAGGGGAGAGCAAGCCCUCUGCAGAGACAGUGAAGGAGGUCAUCCAGUUCUCCAAGGACACUCUGGACAAGAUCAACAAGGCCCGCAUGGAGGGACUUUACCAUGAAGUCGUGAAGCUGUGCCGUGAGUGCCUGAAGAAGCAGGAGCCUGUGCUGGGGGACACAAACAUCUACCUCCUGAGGAUCCUCAGCAUUGCCUCCGAGGUGCUCUCCUACCUCCAGAUGUUUGAGGAAGCAGCUGACUAUGCCAAGAGGAUGGUGGAUGGCUACUUGAAAAUAUACCAUCCCAACAAUGCUCAGCUGGGGAUGUCCGUGAUGCGGGCGGGAGUGACUCACUGGCACGCAGGUCUCAUUGAAGCUGGGCAUGGCUUGAUCUGUAAAGCUUAUGCCAUUCUCCUGAUAACCCAUGGACCUUCCCACCCAAUUACCAAGGACCUGGAGGUCAUGCGUGUUCAGACAGAGAUGGAGCUGCGCAUGUUCCAGCAGAACGAGUUCAUGUAUUACAAGAUGAGGGAAGCUGCUCUCAAAAACCAAAAGAUUCAAGUCAUGCCUGAACCCAGCAAUGAGACCUCACCAAGUCUCUUCCACAAGAAGGAGUAA
Colius striatus (speckled mousebird) is the source of this 1476-nucleotide messenger RNA. RefSeq names its product SET and MYND domain containing 1 (gene SMYD1). Bases 1 to 1476 code for a protein of 491 amino acids. The transcript has 10 exons. Lineage: Eukaryota; Metazoa; Chordata; Aves; Coliiformes; Coliidae. Gene Ontology annotation, molecular function: histone H3K4 methyltransferase activity; protein binding. Gene Ontology annotation, cellular component: nucleus. The record is from RefSeq and is a predicted model, not a curated record.